AUGGACUGCCGCGGCGGAGCGGGGGCGUCGGGGUACGGCGAAGAGGGCGAGGACGGCGAGGACGACGAGGAGGAGCGAGAGGGUGGCACUGCGGGCUCUCAGGGGGCUAAACUGCCCCCCAUCGCAGGCAGCGCCUCAGAACUGAACAAACGGAAGGUGAAGAAGAAAAAGAAGAAGAAGAAGACCAAGGGGUCCAGCAAGGGGGACGAUAAACAUCAGAGUCCAGGCCUGAAGAGUCAGCAGCUGCCCUCAUCCUCUCACGACAUCUUAAGUCCCAGCAAAGAUCAUGGCCCCAGGCAAGAGCACAAACAGGACAAAGGUGAAAACAGGCCCAUCCCCCCUUACCCCUCCACUGUAAGUCUCCCCCAUUUUGCCGAAAUAGAAGACAACCUCUCCAACCAGAUCAACGAAAGCCUGCGUUGGGACGGAAUUCUCGCAGACCCAGAGGCCGAAAGAGAAAGGAUUCGCGUAUACAAGCUGAACCGGAGGAAGCGGUACCGGAUCUUGGCCCUCAAGGGCUUCCACUCUGACCUGGGUGGCCAGGAGGACCCCGAGAACCUGCCAUACCUCCCGGAUAAGGAGAGCAACACCGAGGGCAGGCAGCCCGCGCCGAAAGCCGGCCGGCCCAGCCACGGCUUGGAAGGAAGCCUCACGCCCAGGCUCCUGCGCUCUGAUCUGGCUGCCGCUCUGCCGGAGUGA
Odobenus rosmarus divergens (Pacific walrus) is the source of this 699-nucleotide messenger RNA. RefSeq names its product chromosome unknown open reading frame, human C17orf97 (gene LIAT1). Gene Ontology annotation, biological process: protein arginylation. NCBI's taxonomy places the organism in Eukaryota, Metazoa, Chordata, Mammalia, Carnivora, Odobenidae. The record is from RefSeq and is a predicted model, not a curated record. The transcript has 2 exons. The coding region runs from base 1 to 699 and encodes 232 amino acids.